Phalaenopsis equestris is the source of this 1563-nucleotide messenger RNA. RefSeq lists its product as uncharacterized. The coding region runs from base 424 to 1326 and encodes 300 amino acids. The transcript is spliced from 5 exons. The record is from RefSeq and is a predicted model, not a curated record. Lineage: Eukaryota; Viridiplantae; Streptophyta; Magnoliopsida; Asparagales; Orchidaceae.
UUCCUUCAUCAUCACGUUAUUCACGUAUUGUUCCCCACCGCGGCCGACCGAACGAUGGAGCCAACGAACUACAGUGUAGGUGGCCUCGGAUUCCUCCAUAUUUUUCGGGAGUUGCUUUACCCUCUUCCUUCGAUCUCUCUCUGAGGAAUGAAAAAUUAUUAGGUACGUUCACCUGAGGAAUGAAACUUCUCAAGCCUGUAACUGUUUCGGCUCGAUUCCAAUCUCUUUUAGUUUUUUUCGGAUCGGCUUGCCUCUGUAUUCUGCGUGGAGGAUUUUGUUGACCUUCUCUGGUUUUUUUUCUACGGAAAUUGAUGCUUGAUGUAUCGGUGAUGCUUCAUAUUGAGGAAUCUGCCUUCUGCAAGAGGGGUUUAGAUGGAGCUUUGUUUUUCUUAGAUCUCGCUGGAGAAUAGUUUGAUUGAUCCCAUGUCUUCAUUCACUCAUCCGGUUGAUUCUGGAGAAUCCGAGCAGAGUCUUUUGAGUCGAAGGCAAUCCGAAAUGGGAAGUCAAUAUGCCGUGGAAUCUGGUAUCUUUAUGUCAUCAUUUACGGCGACUGUCUUCGUUGCUGCACUUGCGACCACCGGACUUUUGAUACUAACUCUGCUGAUUGCACUCACUGUGAUGUUAAAGUCCUGCCAGAGUACUAAUUCUGGAAUUUUGGAACAAGUUAAGAAAAUUAAUCAACAUGAUUGUUGUAAUUUUUAUAUCCUUCAUGCUGAGCUAAACAACUUGGAAGUAAAUGAACUUCCAUUAAAAUGUAAGUUGCAAGCUCAUCAAUACAGUAAGAGACAAUACCUAAAAGAUUUGAAUACUUCAAUCUGGUUUGUAGAGGACUACUUUGGUAGAUUGACGCCAGAUGAUGAUGGUUUGGAUAUAAUAUUGUUAGAUGCAGAUGACAUGCUUUCCUUGACUGGCAACUUUAGCAGGAUCAGUUCUCUCGAUAAGAAUGAGCAGUUUGAAGACAUAAAGCAUCAGGCCUCCAUUCUUCUUGUUAGAAUGCACAUUCAGCUCCGAGCGAGCGGUUGGUCUUUGUUUCUUUUUACAAGGGACGCUUCGAAGCACCGGAAUACUAGGGAGAGCACUCUUACUUCUUUUGGUUGUAUAGGAUGGGCUUCAUUGUUAAUGAGAUACGAUGAUGAGAUUCAAAUGGAGGACUGGGAAUAUCUGUCCAGAAAAAGGCUGCAGUUGCAUAAUAAAGGAUUUAGAAUCCUUGGCUUGAUCAGUAGCAGUCUGGAUGCUUUCAGAGGUCCAUCUUUAGGUAGGCGCAGCUUUAAGCUGCCGAACUUGCAAUACUAUAUGAACUGGAGAAUGCCUACACAACCUAAUUGAUGAAUAAUUUUUCCAGGCAUGUUCUUAGGGAGGAAUUUUAUCACUUGUUUGAUGUUUUUUUUUUUUUUGUAUUUUUUUUUUAAUUUAUUUUUGUUAAAUUUUUUAGUAAUUGUGGUUUGAAGUGUAAAUGUCGAUUGUUUAAUACAUGCAAUGCAAAAAAUAGUGUUGGGUGAAAUGUACAAAAGAUUUGUUAAGCUAUGUUGUUAGAAAUGAUGGAGGAUAGUGAUUAGUUGAACA